Lotus japonicus is the source of this 2467-nucleotide messenger RNA. RefSeq names its product glutamate--tRNA ligase, cytoplasmic. NCBI's taxonomy places the organism in Eukaryota, Viridiplantae, Streptophyta, Magnoliopsida, Fabales, Fabaceae. Bases 37 to 2238 code for a protein of 733 amino acids. The transcript has 6 exons. Gene Ontology annotation, biological process: glutamyl-tRNA aminoacylation; translation. Gene Ontology annotation, cellular component: cytosol; cytoplasm; methionyl glutamyl tRNA synthetase complex. The record is from RefSeq and is a predicted model, not a curated record. Gene Ontology annotation, molecular function: ATP binding; glutamate-tRNA ligase activity.
AACCCUUCCUCCCAUUCUUGCUCGAUUCACCUUACCAUGGACAUCAAAACCCUUGCAUUCGCCGCAGCUUCGCCACCGUUACCGGUAAUCGCCGCCUUGAAGCUCGCCGGAGUCUCUCCCUCCGUUGACACCUCUCUCCCUCCUGACUCCGCUCCCGCAUUUAUCUUCUCCAAUGGGCUGAAAUUGCAUGGAACAUCUGUUCUUCUACGGUACGUUGGGCGAGUUUCCGGUCUUGUUGAUUUCUAUGGGCAAAAUGCAUUUGAGACUGGCCAGAUUGAUGAAUGGCUGGAAUAUGCUCCUGUCCUCUCAUCAGGCCCUGCUUUUGAGAAUGGAUGCAAGUACAUAGAUGGGUACUUGGAGAAGCGUUCGUUUAUUGUUGGUUAUUCGUUAUCAAUUGCAGACCUAGCAAUUUGGGCUGGUCUUGCAGGAUCUGGAAAGAGAUGGGAAAGUCUAAGGAAGUCAAAGAAAUAUUUGAAUCUUGCACGAUGGUUCAAUUCAAUAGUGACAGAACAUGGCGCUACUUUAAACGAAGUUAUAGCAACAUAUGUUAGCAAAAAAGGAUUGGGAGAACCAUCAGGAAGCAAGUCAAAAGAUCAGUCAGCAGUCACUGAUAAAGUGAAGAAUGUGAAUGGGGGUGUAUCUGAAAACCUCAAAGGAGGAAACAAAUCUAUAGCUGAAAUAGAUCUUCCAGAUGCUGAAGUUGGAAAAGUUUGCUUGCGAUUUGCACCUGAACCCAGUGGCUAUCUUCACAUUGGACACGCAAAAGCAGCUCUGUUGAACAAAUAUUUUGCUGAGCGAUACCAAGGGCAGUUAAUAUUGCGUUUUGAUGAUACCAAUCCUGCUAAAGAAAGCAAUGAGUUUGUUGACAGCUUGGUGAAAGAUAUUGAUACGUUGGGUGUCAAAUAUAACCAAAUCACUUAUACAUCAGAUUACUUCCCUGAGCUGAUGGAAAUGGCUGAAAAAUUAAUUUGCCUGGGUAAAGCAUAUGUUGAUGACACUCCACGUGAUGACAUGAAAGAGCAGCGAAUGGACGGGACAGAAUCUAAGUGCAGAAAUAAUAGCACAGAAGAGAAUAUGAAAUUAUGGAUUGAGAUGGUUGCAGGAACAGAAAGAGGGUUACAAUGUUGUGUCCGUGGGAAGUUGGAUAUGCAGGACCCAAACAAAUCACUUCGUGAUCCUGUUUAUUAUCGUUGCAAUCCAAUUCCUCAUCAUAGAAUUGGAUCCAAGUAUAAAGUGUAUCCAACUUAUGAUUUUGCAUGUCCAUUUGUUGAUGCUAGAGAAGGUAUCACGCAUGCCCUCCGAUCUAGUGAGUACCAUGAUCGCAAUGCUCAAUAUUACCGAAUUCAAGAGGACAUGGGACUUAGAAAAGUUCUCAUCUAUGAAUUCAGCCGGUUGAAUAUGGUCUACACACUUCUGAGCAAACGAAAGCUUCUAUGGUUUGUCCAAAAUGGAAAAGUUGAUGGAUGGGAUGAUGCGCGAUUUCCUACUGUGCAAGGGAUUGUACGCAGAGGCUUGAAAAUUGAAGCACUAAUACAGUUCAUUGUUGAGCAGGGGGCAUCAAAAAAUCUCAAUCUCAUGGAAUGGGACAAGCUCUGGACCAUUAAUAAGAAGAUUAUAGAUCCUGUCUGUCCCAGACACACUGCUGUUGUUGCAGACAGACGCGUGUUGUUGAACCUUAUUGAUGGUCCUGAGAAACCAUUUGUCCACAUCAUACCUCGGCACAAAAAACAUAAAGAUGCUGGGGAUAAAGCUACAACAUAUACUAAAAGCAUAUGGAUAGACCAUGCUGAUGCAGAGUCCAUAUCUGCUGGUGAGGAAGUAACCUUGAUGGAUUGGGGAAAUGCCAUCGUGAAGGAAAUAGAAAAGGACCAAGUUGGGAAUGUCACCAGGUUGAGUGGUGUUUUGCAUCUUGAAGGAUCUGUAAAGACCACAAAGUUGAAGCUCACUUGGCUACCUGACAUAGAUGAACUAGUUAGCCUGACAUUGGUGGAGUUUGAUUAUCUAAUUACAAAGAAAAAGCUUGAAGAAAAUGAGGAGUUCACUGAUGUGCUUAACCCGUGUACGAAAAAAGAGACUCUAGCAUAUGGAGACUCCAACAUGCGAAACCUUAAACAAGGAGAGAUAUUGCAGCUGGAGAGAAAGGGAUAUUUCAGGUGUGAUGCACCCUUCAUUCGACCCUCAAAACCAAUCGUGUUGUAUGCCAUCCCUGAUGGCAGGCAGCAGACUUGUUUGAAGUAAUAAUCUUUUUAUGUUCUUAAAAUGCUCUAGAGCAUCACCUACAUUCAUGCUCAGCAGAGUUUGUAAUGGAGAUGACAAGUUUGUGGAAUUGUUUUCAUGUUUACCUUCUUUAUAAGCAAACUAUUGUAAUUGUGUUCAUGACUAGAAUUUGGGGAAGUCUUCUCUGUUUUUUGGACAAAUACUACUCAGUCUUUCACAGUAAAGCUGUAUUAGUUUAUUUUUUGCUCAA